Messenger RNA from Mus musculus (house mouse), 546 nucleotides. RefSeq names its product predicted gene, 53203. The transcript has a single exon. The record is from RefSeq and is a predicted model, not a curated record. Lineage: Eukaryota; Metazoa; Chordata; Mammalia; Rodentia; Muridae. The annotation marks the transcript as partial.
ACUGGAGAGAAACCUUAUGAAUGUAAUCAAUGUGGGAAAGCCUUUUCCUGUCACAGUAGUCUCAGAUAUCAUAAAAAAACCCAUACUGGAGAAAAACCUUAUAAAUGUAAUCAAUGUGGUAAAGCCUUUGCAACACCCAGUCAUCUCCAAUGUCAUAAAAGAACCCAUACUGGAGAAAAACCUUAUAAAUGUAAUCAAUGUGGUAAAGCCUUUGCAACACUCAGUCAUCUCCAAUGUCAUAAAAGAACCCAUACUGGAGAGAAACCUUAUGAAUGUAAUCAAUGUGGUAAAGCCUUUUCCUCUCACAGUAAUCUCAAAUAUCAUAAAAGAACCCAUACUGGAGCAAAACCUUAUGAAUGUAAUCAAUGUGGUAAAGCCUUUGCAAGAUCUACUACUCUUCAAUUUCAUAAAAGAACCCAUACUGGAGAGAAACCUUAUGAAUGUAAUCAAUGUGGUAAAGCCUUUUCCCAUCAAAGUAGUCUCAGAAAUCAUAAAAGAACCCAUACUGGAGAGAAACCUUAUGAAUGUAAUCAAUGUGGUAAAGCC